AGGAAGACACUACCGGAAAAACGUGGUAACUAUAGAGACGCUGUCGGAAGUUAGGGUUGCUAGGAAGUCUGGGCGCGUUGGCUAAACUGUGUAAUGUCUGAAGUCUCAGAAGAUUACUAUUCUGACCCAGAUGAAAAUGAGAAGCCAGAACCUAAGAUACCUGAAAUGCCAGGACUUCGUAAAUUGUACGAAGAUGCUGAACCGUACACCAUCGCAGAGGCAGGCGCGGAGCUGCCCUCAGAGACUGACCAAGAGCCACAGCCACUGGUGACUGGGGAAAAGGACUUUAAAGAGGAGAAGCCAGAUAAUGAAAAGAAUGUACAGCUGGAACCAAACUGGGCACCUAAGGAAGAAAUUCCCAAGGAAGCCCAAAUCGACCUAUUUAUUCAAGCCGAACCAGGUAUCCCCCAAGUAUUGAAGUCAGAGACACUGGGAGAAAAGGGAGGCAAGUUUUACAAGGAUUUGAAGGUCCCUGUGGAUGAAAUGGGUAAGGAACCAGACCUAGAGCCACCAGAGGAGGCUAAACCAGGUAUGACAGAAUGGGCUACAGAAAUAGAUAUACAGCUACCAGGGGGAACCAAAUAUGAGGUUUUAUGGGCCACUGCCAGUGAGACAAGAUUAGAGUUACUAGAGGGGACUGAACAGGAGGUUCCAGAGGAAUCACUUAGAGAGGAAUGUGAAGAAACAGACCUAGAGCCUCCAGAGCAAACCGAACCAGAUUUUGCAAGUGAGAAAUCAAGAAAAUCAAUUGAAGAGGUAGAUCUUCAGUUACCAAAGAUGACCAAACCUGAGAUUCCAGAGGAAACACAAAAUGAGUCAACUGAUAAGAAAAAGACAAAGCCACCUAAGCAGAUUAAUCUAGAGUUUCCAGACCAGAAACCAAAAAUAUCUUCUGAGAAAACACACUUACAGCCUCCAGAAGAGACUAAACCAGAGGUUCCAGAGGAGAUGAAAAGAAAGUCAAUUGAGGAGAUAGGAAGAGAGCCAUCUGCACAGACUAAACCAGAGUUUCCAGACUGGAAAACAAGAAAGUCAACUGAGGAGAAAGUUCCAGAGCCACUGGAAUCAGAGUAUCAUGAGGAAGAAUCAACAAAACCAGUUGUCCAAACAAGUCUAGAACCAUCAGAGAAGACUACAUCAGAAGUUCCAAAGGAGACAAAAAGGUCAGAUGAAGAAAAGAUUCCAGGAACACCAAAAGAGACUGGUUUAGUACAGCUACAGGAGAUCAAACCAGAUGUUGAAGAGGAAACACAAAGAGAGUCAAUUGAGGAGAAAGCUCCAGAGCCACUAGAGGAUACUAAACCAACAGAUCAAAAAGAGAAGCAAAGAAAAUCAAAUGAGAAGAUAGGACUAGCACUGCCAGAGAAGUUCGAAUCAGAGGAAACACUGAGAAACUCAGCUGAGGAGAAAGGCCUGGAGCCACCAGAACAGGCUAAAUUGGAGUUUCCAGAGGUGGAACCAAGAAAACCAACUAAGGAAACAGGUCAAGUGCCACCACAGAUGAUCAAACCAGUUCUAGAGAAGAGAAAAACAGAGUCAACUGAGGAGAAAAAUCUGGAGUUACCAUAUGAAGCCAAAUCAAGAGAAACACGUAUAGAAUUUUCUGAAGAAAACAGGCCAGAGUCAGUAAAAGAAACUGACAAAAUUAGAAACAACUAUACAGUAGGCUUUCACAGAGGAAGUAAAAUAGACUUAGUUAGUGUACAUUAUGAGAAUUCUCAAAAAAUCUCAAAACUGUUUCAGCUUGAUGAUUUCAGUGAAUACUCAAACUCACAUUUCUCAGAGUCUCAAAUGGAAUUAAAAGAGUCCUUUAAUGAGAAGAAAGUUGUAGAUUUGUCUCAAGAGUUGGAGGAACUGGUACCUAAAGAUGAAGAAUCCAGGCCCCAAAAAAGGAUGGAGCCACAAUUUGAGUUUCUCAAAUGGAGCCCAGAAGAGGUUGCAGAGUGGAUUAGCCAUUUAGGCUUCCCUCAAUACAAGGAGAGUUUUACCACAAACUUCAUCAGUGGCAAUAAACUCAUCCAUGUAAACUGCUCAAACCUCCCUCAGAUGGGGAUAACAGAUUUUGAGCAUAUGAAGGUAAUUUCUCGGCAUACGAGGGAGCUACUGGGAAUUGAAGAGCCAUUAUUCAGGCACACCAUCAGACUUCCCUACAGGGACAAUGUUGGCUUAUUUUUAGAACAAAAAAGUCAUACCAGGGUAAAAUGUGACUCCUUGACCUUUUCUGAAUUUGUUAAAGCAGCAGGAUUACAGGACUACGCUCCAUAAAGAAUUCCCUGAACAGAAGGAGGCAUUACAUUGCACUCAAUUACAGAGGAGAAAGAGCCAUAUCACUUACCUUGAAAGAGCAAACUAAAUUACUUAGGGAAAGAGGUGUGGUCUCUUUGGAGUUUUCUUUUUUUUCUUUUCAAUAAGGAUCAGAGGCUGGACAUGGUGCCACAUGCCUGUAAACCCAGCACUCAGAAGUCUGAGGCAGGAAGAUCGCCUCGAGUUUGAGGCCAGCCUGGCUACACAGUGAAUUCAAGACCAGCCUGAACUACAUAGUGAGACUCUGUCUCAAAAAAAGGGAUUAGAGGGUCAGAUUUAGCUCACUGGUUUCGCCGCCUGCUGUGCAAGCACAAGGACCUGAGUUCGGUCCCCAGUACCAAAAAAAAAAAAGAGGGAUCAGAGAACUGCUGGGUCCAUUCCUAGUUCUUCCUUUACUCAUGGCAUCUUCCCUUUAUUUGUAUUUCAGUUUAGCCCUUUAUUAAAGAGCAAUUCUUUUCUUUCUGGGUAAUUGGAAGAAUUAUUGAUAAAUUCUAGUAAUACACUUGGUGGUAGAAAUAUGUUGGGAAAAUAUAAUUAAAAAUAAAAUCACCUGCCAGCCCAAAUAAUACAUUCCACAAAUGUAGAAAAGAAUUCUUUUUUUCUUCCUUUUGGUACCAGGGAUCGAACUCAGGACCUUGUGCUCUCGAGGUAGGCGGUAGAACCACUGAGUUAAAUCCCCGGCAAGAAGUCUUUUGUUAUUGAAUAAGCAUUAAACUGUGAUGCAUGCAGCAGACAAGCUACUAAAUAGAUUUCAAAGACAAAGAAAUCUCACUCUUUAAAAUAUCCAGAUACAUAUAUCCUUUACAUAUGUAUGAAUUAUUCAGCCCCACGGCCAUGGGGUAGUGUAGAGCCAUGGCUGCUGCUCUUCAAUGGCUGCUGCAGCAGAAGCUAUUAAUGGCUGAUUUCUUGUCAGAUGGAAUCUCAGUGUUGUUUUAAUUUGCAUUCACGAAUGACCAGUGAUGUUGAACAUUUUUUCAUAUAUUUAUUUGCCAUUUCUAAUUCUUCAUCUGAGAAGUGUCUUUUCAUUUUAGAUGCCCAUU
This is a messenger RNA of Heterocephalus glaber (naked mole-rat), 3344 nucleotides long. It is a transcript of the gene Samd15, whose product is annotated as sterile alpha motif domain containing 15. NCBI's taxonomy places the organism in Eukaryota, Metazoa, Chordata, Mammalia, Rodentia, Bathyergidae. Gene Ontology annotation, molecular function: protein binding. The record is from RefSeq and is a predicted model, not a curated record.